Molecule: messenger RNA, 864 nt
Organism: Aphanomyces astaci
Lineage: Eukaryota; Oomycota; Saprolegniomycetes; Saprolegniales; Verrucalvaceae
Exons: 6
Coding region: 1-864 (287 amino acids)
Source: RefSeq, a predicted model, not a curated record
AUGAGCACGCGGGUCGGGGUGUACACGCCGAAGGGCGUCAUGAACGAGAAGUACAUCUGGCUGUCCGCAUGCAGCGGCAACUGCCAGUACCCCUUGGUCCAGUCCAACGUGAAGUACACGUUCGCGUUGAUCGGCCUGCUGUCGAUCGUCAUGCGCAAGUCGCCGACUUCCUUCUUCGGCACGAUCCUUGGGGCUGCGGUCCACGUAGCCCGGUUGUUUUGCGGCGGGUACCGCCGCAUCCCACACUUCACCGGCGUCGUGCCACAGAACGAGUAUGCUAGCGGAAUAAAGAUGCGUUUUUUACGGGAACACGCGAGACCCAGAUUAGACUUGCUGUGCUAUAUCAUCACCAACAACAUUCAAGAAUUGUACGUGGACAAGUUUGCACGAGCCACGAAUGUGUCCAUGUUCUAUGUUGCGAAUGCAUCUAACGAGAUGUAUGCCCCGCAGUUUAAGGUGCGUGGGUUUACGUACCCAUUUUGGACGUUCCCCUCGUCGAAGUCCGAAAUGCUAAGUCUGGAGUCCAAUCGGUCCAUGGUGGACCUUGUCGUACACUCCGCCGAAGUUGACAUCGGCAAUGUGGGAAGCACUCCAAACGCUACGUCAGUGGUGCAAAACGACCAUACCCAACGUGGCACCACCAAGGCUAUGUAUGAAUCGAUAGUGAAUCUGGCCAAAUGGGUUAUUAGCCAUGCCAAUGAAAUUCAAGACAACCCACGACAGUUACACAUUGCCCAACGACAGCUGCAGCGGGUGUACAGUUACCAAGAGUCCAUUUCCCAAGUGGCACGUAUGCGGAAGCGACGACGCACCAACGUAGCAGGAAACGAGCUGACGGUGUUCUUUCAACCGCCGUCAAUUUAG